This is a messenger RNA of Vidua chalybeata, 3259 nucleotides long. It is a transcript of the gene CHST2, whose product is annotated as carbohydrate sulfotransferase 2. Gene Ontology annotation, cellular component: Golgi membrane. Gene Ontology annotation, biological process: sulfur compound metabolic process; carbohydrate metabolic process; N-acetylglucosamine metabolic process. The transcript has a single exon. Gene Ontology annotation, molecular function: N-acetylglucosamine 6-O-sulfotransferase activity. NCBI's taxonomy places the organism in Eukaryota, Metazoa, Chordata, Aves, Passeriformes, Viduidae. Bases 62 to 1351 code for a protein of 429 amino acids. The record is from RefSeq and is a predicted model, not a curated record.
CCCGCCGCGGGCCCCGGGGCGCCGGGGCGCUGAGCAACAGUUGGCCCCGCCGCCGCCCAGCAUGAAAGUGUGCCGGCGGAAGGCGCUGGCGCUGUGCCUGGGCUACGCGCUGCUGCUGCUGCUCGCCGCGCUCAACCUGCUGGAGUACAAGUGGCGGCGGGAGCCGCGGCGCUGCGGGGAGCCCCCGGCAGCCCCCCGCCACCACCCCCCGCCGCCGCCGCCACCGGCCGGGAGCCGCGGCCCGGCGGGCGCCCGGCGGCAGCUGGUCUAUGUCUUCACCACCUGGCGCUCGGGCUCGUCCUUCUUCGGGGAGCUCUUCAACCAGAACCCCGAGGUCUUUUUCCUCUACGAGCCGGUGUGGCACGUCUGGCAGAAGCUGUACCCCGGUGACGCCGUCUCGCUGCAAGGGGCGGCCCGCGACAUGCUGAGCUCCCUGUACCGAUGCGACCUCUCCGUCUUCCAGCUCUACAGCACGGCGGGCGCCGGCAAGAACCUCACCACGCUCGGCAUCUUCGGGGCGGCCACCAACAAGGUCAUCUGCUCCUCGCCCCUUUGCCCGGCCUAUCGCAAGGAGGUGGUGGGGAUGGUGGACGACCGGGUGUGCAAAAAGUGUCCCCCGCAGCGCCUCAGCCGCUUCCAGGAGGAAUGCCACAAGUACCACACGCUGGUCAUCAAGGGCGUACGUGUCUUUGACCUGGCGGUCCUGGCCCCGCUCAUGCGGGACCCGACCCUGGACCUCAAAGUCAUCCAUCUGGUGCGGGACCCCCGGGCCGUCGCCAGCUCCCGCAUCAAGUCCCGGCACGGCCUCAUCCGGGAGAGCCUGCAGGUGGUGAGGAGCCGGGACCCCCACAUCCACCGCAUGCCCUUCCUUGAUGCUGGCCACAAGCUGGGCGGGAAGAAGGAGGGGGCGGGCGGCUCGGACUACCAUGCCCUGGGUGCCAUGGAGGUCAUCUGCAGCAGCAUGGCCAAGACCCUGCAGACUGCCCUGCACCCCCCUGACUGGCUCCAGGGCAAUUACAUGGCCGUGCGCUACGAGGACCUGGUGGUGGAGCCCAUCAAGACCCUGCGGCAGGUGUACGGCUUUGUGAACCUGGCAGUCAGCCCGGAGAUGGAGAAGUUCGCCCUCAACAUGACCAGUGGCCCCGGCUACUCCUCCAAGCCGUUCGUGGUGUCGGCCAGGAACGCAACCCAGGCGCUGAGUGCCUGGAGGACUGCGCUCAGCUACCAGCAGAUCAAGCAGGUCGAGGAGUACUGCCACCAGCCCAUGGCCCUGCUGGGCUACGAGCGGGUCGGCAGCCCCGAGGAGGUGAAGGACCUCAGCAGAACGUUGCUCAGGAAGCCGCGGCUGUGACGGGGCAGCGGCGCCCGCCGGGCGCCCGGGGGUGGCGGAGCGCGGGCAGAGGAGCUGCUCCGGCUGCCUUGAGUGAGGGAGGGAGCCGGGAAAAGCACCCUGGUCUCCGAUUUCCUCCAAAGACUGCUGAAGGGUAACAUACAGUAAUGUGAUGAUUUUUUUUUUUUUUUUUUUUUUUUGGUUUGGUUUGGUUUGGUUUUUUUUUGUGGUUUUUUUUUUGUUGUUGUUUUGUUUUUUUUUUUUACCCGCCCCCUUUGCAUUAUGUUAGAUGCGAUUUAAAAACCAAAAUCAAGUGGAACUGAAAAUAUGUGUAAAGCCCCUUCCUCCUCUCUACAACGCCAGGCAGUUAUUCUGUACCAGUAUCGUGUUCAUGAAGUUCUUGUGGGUUUGAAGAUGGUAACAAAAAACUCUUGCACAAUUCCUAACACAUCUUUAUCUCCCUUGGUGUGGAGGGGAUGCCCUUGGAAAACAUAAUGCUGAAAAUCAGACUUUUGUAUGAAAACAAAUGUUCAGACAUGAUAGUAAUAAAAGAAAAUAAUAAAUGAUAUUCAUUUUUAUAAUUACCUCAAUUGUUUGGGAAAUACAGUGUUGCUUAUGUACAGCUGGAGGGGAUGCUUGCUUAAAAUAACAACGUGGACUUCUUAAAGGGUAUGGGCAGAGGGCUGGAGUGCAACAUUUGAUGUGUUCAAAGAUCAGGAGCUGCUCUUGCAGAAACAAAUACAGAUCUUGCAAGUGUAGUACAGGUUAUAUGGCUGUGUCAAAGCAGGUUUCUAUUUAACUAUUGUCUUUUCUGUUGUAUUUAAAAAGUCUUUCAAGUGCCACUGUAUUAGUGUCCUAAGAGUUUUAAAAUGUUUGCCAUCGCAGCAGUAUUUAUUUUUGUCUUGACAUGUAUGUCCAGGAGUCACUGUUAAGUAGAAGUGGAUCUACAGUGUGACAAGAAAUGCAGGAUUUAAAAAGACAUUUAUCAUACUGGAAACAUUAGCAUGUGUGACAACAAAAAUAAAAUUAUAUAUAUUAUAUAUAUUCUAUAGUGCUAACAAAACAUAAGAUGUAAGAUAUUUCUUGACAUUGAUUGGUAACAGGCAGAGCAGGGGAGCAUAGAAAAAUGCAUAAAAUGAUUUAUUUUUUCCCUUUGUCUGUGUCCGAGGGUAUAUUUAUGUACCAAGAGGGAGGAAAUGUACAGCUGUGUGUUUGUGGCUGUAAUAGAGCCUUUAUGGAGCCAGCCCAGCGUUUGAUUUCAGAGCACUGGUUGGAGACUCAUUGCCUGUGAAUUGUCAUUGCUCUGUGAUGGAGCCAGAUGGUGGUCUGGCUCUUUCUGGGAGCUCUGCCUAGAGUCUGUCCCAUCGUUAAAACUUGAUGAUUAAAAAAAAAAAAAAAAAAAAAGAAAAAAGGAGAUUUUGCUACUUCUGCUUUUGUAAUUUCUAGGAAAAAAGUCCUGAUUUACUAAAGGUUAAGUGGUGUGUUGCAUGUGAAAAGUGCAGACACCCUAAGUAGUUUUUAAUCUUGGUGUUCUCUGCUGCUCUUUGAAGGCUCAUUUUGGAACUUGAGUUUUUAAACAAACGUAGUUUUGCCAAACUGUUCUCUUAGGAGACUACAGACUUUUCUACAGGAAGUACAUUUUACAUUGCCUAUUUGGGUGUUGUGCCUUCAGAAAAUGUGAAGAGUAUGAGUAGGAAAAAGGAGACUGAUUUGUGAAAAUAAAUUAAUAUAAACCGGAUACUGAUACGUGUGUGUGUAUGCGUGGGUGUAUGUGUGAAAAUUUUAGUGAUGUGUAAUAUGUCUAUUUCUUGUAACUCAAACAGCUGAUAACUGACUACUAAGAUUUUUGAGUUCUUGAUGAAAUUUUGGCAUUAGAUGUUGAAUUUAUUCUGAAAAGGAAAAACAUUUAAUAAACUAGUUAAAAGAUUA